Molecule: messenger RNA, 1578 nt
Organism: Rhodotorula toruloides NP11
Lineage: Eukaryota; Fungi; Basidiomycota; Microbotryomycetes; Sporidiobolales; Sporidiobolaceae
Product: MFS transporter, sugar:H+ symporter
Exons: 20
Coding region: 1-1578 (525 amino acids)
Biological process (GO): carbohydrate transport; transmembrane transport
Cellular component (GO): membrane
Molecular function (GO): carbohydrate:proton symporter activity
Source: RefSeq, a predicted model, not a curated record
AUGGGACUCGUCUUCCAUGUCAACGGCGCACCCAUCGGCGCGCUCGCCGUACUCGUCGCCGUCUUCUCAUUCCUCUUCGGAUAUGACACGGGUCAGAUCUCCGACUUUCUGCAGAUGAACGACUUCAAGCGUCGCUUCGCAAGCUGUCCCGACCUUAACGCCCUCGACACAUGCGAGUUCUCCAACGUCCGCUCCGGCCUCAUCGUCUCCCUCCUCUCUAUCGGCACUCUCUUCGGCGCACUUUUUGGCGCAGCGAUUGCCGACCGUCUCGGCCGUAAGAAGGCCAUUGUCGUGGACAACAUCGUCCUCAUCAUCGGCGUCGUCGUCCAGAUUUCCUCCGUUUCGGCUUGGUACCAAUUCAUGAUCGGCCGCAUCAUCGCCGGUCUCGGAGUCGGCGCUCUCUCAGCCGUCGUCCCGCUCUACCAGUCCGAGAUCGCGCCGAAGGAGAUUCGCGGAACCCUCGUCUGCACAUAUCAGCUCAUGAUCACCGCUGGUAUCCUCGUCGCAUACUGCAUCUCCAUCGGUACUCGUCACAUCGAGCAGAACGGCGCCGAAUGGCGCAUCCCGAACGGCUUGACCAUGUUCUUCUCCCUCUUCCUCAUGAUCGGCAUCCUCUUCGCGCCCGAGUCUCCCCGCUGGCUCUUCGGCGAAGGCCGCUACGACGACGCCGAGCGCUCGCUCGCCCGUAUCCGUGGAGUCAAGGUUGAGGACAACGACUACAGCGUUCGACAGACGUACGAGGAAAUGAAGUUGGCAGUCGAGCACGAGGCGCGCAUGGAUAAGUUCCGCUGGAUCGACUGCUUCCGCCCGCGCGACAAGAUGCUGUACCGCACCGUUAUGCUUGCGGUUCUCCAAGCCGGACAGCAGUUGACAGGCGCCAACUACUUCUUCUACUACGGCACAACGGUCUUCCAGUCCGUUGGCAACGUCGACCCGUUCGUCUCGCAAAUCAUCCUCGGCGCCGUCAAUUUUGGCUGCACUUUCCUCGGUCUGUACAUUAUGGAGCGCUUCGGUCGUCGCUGGCCGCUCAUCAUCGGCGGUCUCUGGCAAAGUGCCUGGCUCUUCGUGUACGCCGCGGCAGGAACCGCGAAGGACCCGACAGAGAACAAGAGCAUCGGCACUCUCCUCAUCGUCUCUUCAUGCCUCUUCAUCCUCGGCUAUGCUUCCACGGUGCUCUCGCGACCUCGAGCAACUGGAUCCCUCAUCGCCUUCUUCACUCCCUUCAUCACGGGCUCCAUCGGCUUCUCCUACGGCUUCGUCUUCGCGGGCUGCAACCUUUUCAACGCCCUCUUCGCCUACUUCUUCCUCUACGAAUCGGCCGGUCUCUCCCUUGAGAGCGUCGACCGCAUGUACAAUGACCCGAACAUCAAGCCCUGGAACAGCCACAAGUGGGUGCCGCCCGGCGCGGAGUCCCGCCACGACUACAUCCAGGGCCUGCAAGCGGAACGCAAGACCGGCGGCGAGAAGCCAGUCCACCGCGAGCUCGCGGACGAUGGCUCGAGCCACGACGGCACGGUCGUCGGAUCCGAGAACCCCGCCAAGCUCGGCAAGCACGGUCGUAAGCCGGCGGUGCACUAG